CCCCGUGGAUACGUGACCUGUUGACGUCUUUUCCGGCUGAGUUCACGCAGACGAUGAAUUUGGACAGGUUUUCCGCAGCAUCUGCGCAGACUUAGCAAAGUCUGCGUAUCAUGAACGCACCCUCUAUCUUUGUGCCAGUGUUUUCUCAGAACAACAGAGAGUGAGACAGCAAAGAUGGCGGCUUCCUUUCUACGGGUAGGACGAGCGGUGGCUUUCAAGUGGGUGUCACUGGAGACCUUGGGACUCAGAGGGGCGGCACCAUCUGCAAGUCUUUGCACAAAAGUAGUGGAACCCAAGAAAAGUGGGAAAAAGAGGAAGGAACCUGAACUCCAAGAGAGGGCACAAGGUGAAGCAGUUGUUUCUGCCACCCCUGAAGUUACCAAAGAUUCCAUUGAGGGUAAAGUAAAUAGAAGUGCAACAGAGGAUUCCUUUCCUGAAACAGCAACUGUGGCAGAGGCAGUGGAUACACUACAGGAGGCAGCUGCACUCUCAGUUGAAAAUCCUGCCGAACCGGAGUUUGACAUCUCUACUUACAAGAAUCUCCAGCACCACAACUACACCACAUACACCUUUGCAGACUGUGACACCGAGAUGACCAAAUACAGGCUGCCACAACCCAGCUCAGGCAGACCCUCGCCCAGACACUAGGGCUACUGCUGCAGUUUAUAUAAAAACACAAAUGUAUGUAAUCUAACAGCAGUACCCUGCUUAAUUGUAGAUUGAGAAAAUAAAAUAAAUUCAUGCAA
Molecule: messenger RNA, 746 nt
Organism: Acipenser ruthenus (sterlet)
Lineage: Eukaryota; Metazoa; Chordata; Actinopteri; Acipenseriformes; Acipenseridae
Gene: ndufv3
Product: NADH:ubiquinone oxidoreductase subunit V3
Exons: 4
Coding region: 175-648 (157 amino acids)
Biological process (GO): mitochondrial ATP synthesis coupled electron transport
Cellular component (GO): mitochondrion
Source: RefSeq, a predicted model, not a curated record